Messenger RNA from Sphenostylis stenocarpa, 540 nucleotides. NCBI's taxonomy places the organism in Eukaryota, Viridiplantae, Streptophyta, Magnoliopsida, Fabales, Fabaceae. The record is from the annotation of a GenBank genome assembly.
AUGAGCGCUAGGGUUUCUGCGCUGCCAGAUCUGUUUUCAGAUUUCCGCUUUCUCGAUUCCCAGCCAUUUCUUCAGAAAAUCAACAUGUUUUGGCGCAUGGCUGGUUUGUCCACGGCAUCGCCGGUGGAGACCAUUUUGGAUAAGGAGAACUUUACUUUGGAUGAACUACUUGAUGAGGAUGAAAUUAUUCAGGAAUGCAAAGCCCUCAAUAGUCGCCUUAUAAAUUUUUUGUCUGCAAAAGCACAGGUUGAACAGUUGAUAAGAUACAUCAUUGAAGAAGCUCCAGAGGAUGCUGAAAAGAAGCGAUCUUUUAAGUUUCCCUUUAUUGCUUGUGAGAUAUUUACCUGUGAAGUUGAUAUUAUACUCAAAACUCUUAUAGAGGAUGAGGAAUUGAUGAAUUUGUUGUUCUCCUUUUUGGAUCUAAAUCACUCCCAUAGUAACCUACUAGCAGGAUAUUUUAGCAAGGUAGUUGUAUGCCUGUUGUUACGUAAGACAGUUCCUUUCCUGCAAUAUGUUCAAACCAUGAUGCAUUUUCUGUAA